This is a messenger RNA of Durusdinium trenchii, 1203 nucleotides long. Lineage: Eukaryota; Dinophyceae; Suessiales; Symbiodiniaceae. The record is from the annotation of a GenBank genome assembly.
AUGCCAAGCUUCCAGGGAAGGCAGAUUUGCCUCUUGGCACUUCCAGUUGGCGACCUGAAAAUUAACGAUGUUUCUGAUGGGCACAUCAUCAGAGAAGUCAGGCACGGGGCAGAGGAUGUCCGCAAGGCAGGUAACUUCUCUUGUAAAGCGAAGGUGAUCGUGGUGGAGGGCCCCAUUAAGCAGGAUUGGAUUUUAGCAAGAAUGGAUCUUCAAAAAGCCGUCGAGGAAGUGAUGCAUUUGGACCGCCAGACAGUGAAAAACCUUGCAGAAAAUGCCAAAAAGGGAAUGGAUAGCUUUCACGGGGACCAAAAGCUUCGGGAGGCUGUCAAGCGGCUUGAGGGCCACUUGCGUUCUCGAACUACGAAGAUGCCGCCGUAUCCUCAAGCGGGUGCACUCUACAUCCCUACAGAUGAUGGCGAAUCACCCUUCCAAGAACGUCUUGAUUUGAGCUGGAAAGUGUACAAGACAACAGUUGCCUUUGCCUUACCAGAUUCAACGCACGAAAGGGGUUUGUUGCAGCAGAUGGAAGACUUGGAGAUAGAGAAGGCUUUGCUGGAAAAGCGAGCGAUGCGUGAGCUUCAGGAUUUGGAAUCCUUGGUAAAGCAUCUUGAAGAGGAAAGGCGGAGGAAAGCUGCGAAGCAAGCAGAGAACAGACUUGCGCCAAAGCCCACAGCCAGAGAGGAGUCUGAAGUCGCUGGCGAUUGGCAAGGCGCCGCCCCGCCUAGGUGUCAGCUAGGCGAGGAUGAUCUUCCUCCGGUGGUUCCGGUGGCGGUGCAAAGCGCUUGGUUUGCUGCACAGAAGGUGGAAUUCCAUGACAUCAGCUCCGAUGGUGAAGAGCAAGAAACCCAUCAGCCACCAGAGACAGACGAUGUACAGUACCCUGCGGGGCUCCACUACGUCCAGCGCGUGGCAGAGCUUGAAGCGCAGAGUGACGAGCUGAAGCUGCGUCUCGAAGAGCUCCAUGCCUCAGAAAGUGCAAUGCGCCGGGAGAGCCAGGAGAAGAAUGACCUGAUCACCGUGCUGCUGCAAAAGGCCAAACUGCCGAACUCCGAGACUGGCCUGGGCCUUUGGGGAGAUCUCUGCACACGACGAUUCUCCGGGGAGCAGACGGCGAAGGAGGCCAUCGCUAUUCGGUUGGAGGUGUGUGGCGAAACCGCAAAGCAGCUUCCGAAGAGGAAGCUCAAGAGCUUGAGAGGAUUGUAG